Molecule: messenger RNA, 3151 nt
Organism: Episyrphus balteatus (marmalade hoverfly)
Lineage: Eukaryota; Metazoa; Arthropoda; Insecta; Diptera; Syrphidae
Gene: Pi3K59F
Product: phosphatidylinositol 3-kinase catalytic subunit type 3
Exons: 8
Coding region: 126-2921 (931 amino acids)
Biological process (GO): phosphatidylinositol-3-phosphate biosynthetic process; phosphatidylinositol-mediated signaling; autophagosome assembly
Cellular component (GO): cytoplasm; endosome; phosphatidylinositol 3-kinase complex, class III, type II
Molecular function (GO): 1-phosphatidylinositol-3-kinase activity
Source: RefSeq, a predicted model, not a curated record
UCAUCUGUCAAGAAAACAAAUUCACUUUUUUGCUUUUUCUUCGUCUUUAGUUUUUUUUAUUUGUUGAUAACAAAAAAUCAAGUAUUAAUUCGAUUUAUUGUAAAAGUGCACGUAUUAAUCUCAACAUGGAUCAACCGGACGAUCACUUUCGCUAUGUCUAUAGUUGUUCCCUUAAUCAACAUGUACAAAUUAAAAUUGGAACCUUAGAGGGUAAAAAACAAAAACCCGAUCAUGAAAAACUUCUUGAAAAUCGAAUCUUGGCCUUUUCAGGUCUCUAUUCAGAGACCUGUCCACCAUUUCAAGUGCGUUUGCAAGUCUACAAUAAAGGCAAGCCAUAUUGCUUGCCAGUGACAUCGUCUUACAAAGCUUUCACCAAACGCUGGAGCUGGAACGAAUGGGUAUCACUGCCAAUGUUGUUCUCCGAUUUGCCCAGAACCGCAAUUCUAGUGUUGACCAUUUUGGAUUGUGCUGGCGGUGGCCAGACAUCGAUUAUUGGUGGCACAUCGAUUUCAUUGUUUGGCAAGAAUGGAAUGUUCCGUCAGGGGAUGUAUGAUUUAAGAGUUUGGUUGGAUGUUGAAGGGGAUGGUGGAUAUCCUUCGAAGACUCCUGGGAAGGGGAAGGAGUCGAGUAAGUCACAGAUGCAAAGGUUGGGUAAGCUUGCUAAAAUGCAUCGAAAUGGACACCUUCAAAAGGUCGAUUGGCUUGAUCGACUUACAUUUCGUGAAAUUGAAUUGAUCAAUGAGAGGGAGAAGCGACUAUCGAAUUAUAUUUACUUGAUGAUUGAAUUUCCAACUGUUACAGUUGAUGGUUUUAAUUAUUCUAUUGUUUAUUUUGAGCCAGAAGGUGACAAGACCAACAAAAUCAUAUCAAAACCAAGGCUUGUCACUGUUCCAGAUUCGGAAAUAUUACAAGAAAACUUAGUAGAGCGCAAACACCAUCGACUAGCCCGUUCAGAAAGAUCUCGUAUAUCAGACCGUGAUGCUAAACCAACUGCAAGCAUUCGGGACCAGUUGCACACAAUUGUCUAUCGUUAUCCUCCAACUUAUGUGCUCAGCAGCGAGGAACAAGAUCUGCUUUGGAAAUUUCGCUUCUAUCUCAGUUCUCACAAAAAAGCUCUUACAAAAUUUCUCAAAUGCAUCAACUGGCAAACACCGGCCGAAGUUCUGCAAGCACUCAGUCUACUUGCCAAAUGGACGCCUAUGGAUGUCGAAGAUGCUCUCGAACUUCUGAGUCCCUCAUUCUCCCAUCCAGAUGUUCGAAAAUAUGCAAUAACACGUCUCAUGCAAGCACCCGACGAAGAUCUUCUUUUAUAUCUUUUGCAACUCGUUCAAGCGCUUAAAUAUGAAAAUAUUAAUAAUAUCAUCGAAUCGUACAAGUUAAUCGCUCCCGAAAGGGAUAUAAUAAAGUCGCUUGAUGAUCAUCUGUUCGAUCAGAGCUCUGGCUCAGAUGUUAGUUUAAGCGUUAGUACUAAGCAGCAACAACAAACACAAUCAGUUAUACAAAAGAGUUCAGUUCAAGUCGAAGUAUCGCAAAGAUCUCUGCCAAUGGCGAUAUCUGUUAAUUCAGUGGAUGAAGAUAAUGCACUAACGAAUCCUUCAAUUGCUUCAGUUACAUCGGAAGCUUCAAACACGCUAAUGAGUGAAAACAGCACUGGACCGAGUGACUUGUCGACAUUCCUCAUUCAACGAGCAUGCAAGAAUCCCACUCUGGCUAAUUACUUUUAUUGGUAUCUAUCAAUCGAAGUUGAAGAUCAAGAGUCGAUGAUUCGCAAGCAAGAUGAACGAGUACAUAACAUGUACGCUAUGGUAUUAAAAAUGUUCCUUAAAGUUCUUGAAAAUGGAAAUUUGCAACUAAAGCAUAUACAUGCCAGUCUUAAGAAACAACAACGUUUUAUUGAUGAACUAGUUAAACUGGUAAAGAUGGUUGCCAAAGAGCCAGGCAAUCGUAAUAAGAAAACUGAGAAAUUUAAGCAACUCUUAGCAGAGACUGAUGCAUUUAAGGUUAAUUUUACGAAAUUUGAAUCUAUUCCAUUCCCAUUGGAUCCAGAAGUUUAUAUCAAUGGAAUUUUGCCAGGCAAUACGUCAUUGUUUAAAAGUGCACUUAUGCCAGCCAAAUUAACAUUUGUAACUUCGAUAGCAGCGCACGAAUAUGUAGCCAUUUUCAAACAUGGCGAUGAUCUUCGCCAGGAUCAACUUAUUCUUCAAAUGAUCACUCUAAUGGAUAAAUUAUUGCGCCGGGAAAAUCUUGACCUUAAAUUGACACCCUACAAAGUUCUGGCAACGAGUUCGAAACAUGGAUUCUUACAGUACAUUGAUUCUUAUACUGUCGCCGAUGUCUUGGCCAAGGAAGGGAGCAUUCAUAAUUUCUUUAGGAAGCACAAUCCAUGCGAAACCGCACCAUAUGGAAUUACACCGGAAACAAUGGAUACAUACAUAAAGAGCUGUGCUGGAUAUUGCGUUAUUACAUAUCUGUUGGGUGUUGGCGAUCGUCAUUUGGAUAAUUUGCUUCUAACCACCAAUGGUAAACUGUUUCACAUUGACUUUGGAUACAUCCUGGGACGAGAUCCAAAACCAAUGCCACCACCAAUGAAACUAAGCAAAGAAAUGGUUGAAGCUAUGGGCGGUGUUAGCUCAGAGCAUCAUCAUGAAUUCCGAAAACAAUGUUAUACUGCCUACCUGCACUUGCGACGACAUGCAAAUGUUAUGUUAAAUUUAUUCUCUCUAAUGGUUGAUGCCUCAGUUCCAGAUAUUGCUCUUGAGCCGGAUAAGGCUGUCAAAAAAGUUGAAGAGAAUCUACAACUUGGUCUGACGGACGAAGAAGCUGUCCAGCAUUUGCAAGGAUUACUGGACGUUUCGAUAUCAGCUGUGAUGCCAGCAUUAGUUGAACAAAUACAUAAACUUGCACAGUAUUGGCGAAAAUAAUUCAUAAAAGAAGAAAAUAUAGAAUAUGUAAGCAAUGUGUUAAGAGUAGUAGUUGUUGUAAAUAAGCAACUACAUUUAUACUCUAAUAAAAAAUCAAUUUUUAUUUAUAUUUAUUAACAAGAAAUAUAUAUGUAUGUAUUUAGUAGACAACUUAAAAGUAAAUAAAUAUAAACUAUUUUCUUAAAAACUGAAACUCAGAAUAAUAUACAUAACAAAAAAAAAAAAAAAAA